This is a messenger RNA of Aspergillus heteromorphus CBS 117.55, 1860 nucleotides long. RefSeq names its product Zn(II)2Cys6 transcription factor. The record is from RefSeq and is a predicted model, not a curated record. Bases 185 to 1810 code for a protein of 541 amino acids. NCBI's taxonomy places the organism in Eukaryota, Fungi, Ascomycota, Eurotiomycetes, Eurotiales, Aspergillaceae. The transcript has 4 exons. Gene Ontology annotation, biological process: regulation of DNA-templated transcription. Gene Ontology annotation, molecular function: DNA-binding transcription factor activity, RNA polymerase II-specific; zinc ion binding.
UCACGCAUCUAUCCAUGCAACUUGACGUACUGGGCAGCCAGCACCCUGGAGAACAACCUCCAAGCUAUGGGCAGGAUAGGACACAGUCUAGGCGGAUCUGCAUGGAACCACAGUUCGAACACACCCGCGUACAUUAAUGAUGAGACCGAUGUUGUCCGUGCCGCGAAAUUAAGACACAUCCACCAUGGUAUACUGCGGGAAGCCGAGCACCGGCUGUCAGAACUGCCGGAAGAGGCGUAUCAAGUGCGAUGAAACCCGUCCCCACUGCAAAGCAUGCGUCCGGACCGGCCGAUCAUGUCCCGGAUACCCCCAUCCGCUGGAUGUCAUGUUGAGGAACAAUGUAGCUUUCAAUCGGAAGAAGAGAGACGCCUCUACCCCUAGUAAAACCUCGAAUCCCCAGCCAGAAGUGCAGACGCCUCAGGUCUUGCCGCCAACGCCAGCAUCAACAUCUACAUCAGAAUCAACAUCAACUCCAGGAUCAGCAGCAGCGCCAGUAUCAGCAGGAACGCUAGUAUCAAACAUUGCUUUUUCCGGGGGAAACCCUACUCCGAUUAUCCCUAAUUCUGCAGCACUAAUGCAGCCCUCGGUUCCUGCCAGCUUGUUUCUCCCUAUGGAGGUCACCGUGACUUCGAUGUUCUUCAACUCAUAUAUCUAUAGUCCUCGAGAUCCGCUAAUCCUGCGCGGGUUCAUGGACCUACUGCCGCAGGUGUUCUCCAAUUCUCAACCCGGGUCCCAUGUUCACGCCGGCACUCUAGCAGUGUCUUAUUUUUCUGUGGGCGCCUGGACGGGAAAUCGAUCAUUUCUUCGAUCGUCAGAGCGCCUGGUUGGGCACACGAUCUCCAAAAUCAGAAAGGCGUUGCAGGGGGACGUCAGUCAGAAUCUGGAUGACAUUCUCAUUGCCGUUCUUUUACUUUCUACCUAUGAGGAAUUCUGCGCGUUGAAAGAAAAGAGACAUGCGACGACAACGCAUCUGCGAGGUGCGCUUGCCUUGGUGAAUAGUCGCAGCCCCCAUCAGCGGUCAAUCAUAUCCCUUAUCCUGGAAAAUGCUGUCCACACCCACCUUCUCAAAUCAACCAAAGGUCUCCCGUAUCCCUCCAUGCAGGCACCUCACGUGUGGCCCACAUCCCCGACCGCGCCUCAGUCCGCAUCAGCCCAACUCCUCGCAGCAACCGCCGAUCUAGUCAACCUCCGACAAGCCUGGGACCGCUUCAACCUGGUCCCAGAGCACGACACAUCCGACGUCGAAGAUCUUCUAACCCGGGCCCUAUGUCUCGAUAACAACCUGGUCGCCUGGAAACACGCCCUCCCAGCACACUGGAAACCUGUCCCUGCCACCACAAUCCCCCCGUCCGUCCGCCAAGCGGGGAUGUACAAAAAUCGAUGCGACUGCUACUCCGACCUCUGGGUCGCCGGCACAUGGAACUUCUACCGCGACUCCCGGCUCGUCAUGCAGAAUAUCAUCCUGCACUGCCUGCAACACCUACCAGGCACCUCAGCCGACCAGAUCCAAUCCACCAUGUCCCUGAUGCACGGCCUCGCACUCGAUAUUUGCGCCACCGUGCCGUACAUCCUCGGCAGCCAGACGACGUCCGUCCACAUGAGUCCCCUGAAAGUCGAGUACCCGGCGACGGACAACUGGAAGGCCACGCAGUCGCAUCACCAGACGGCUAGUCUUAUCGGCGGGUGGCUGGUGGCCUCGCAUUUGUCUAAUUUGCAGUUGCUGCGUCUGGAUGAGGGAAUUGAUGCCUGGGUCGAGGAGCAGAAGGAGCGCGUGUUGAAGAUAUACACGUUUGGGCAGGGGGCAAUGUGAUUUUAUGGAAUGAUAUGGUAUAGAAUAGAUCUAGUAUAUAAUAAUCCUCG